AUGUCGGAACAAAUCCAAAAAGUCGCGGUGAUUGGCUGCGGUGUCAUCGGGGCUGGCUGGGCCUCCCUAUUUCUCGCCCGAGGGCUGGACGUCACCAUAUACGACCCAGCAGAAGGCGCAGAGAACUCGUUCAAACACUACCUACAGGAUGCGUGGCCGUCCCUACAGGCGUCCAUGCCAAUUGGCGACUUGCCUGUGACAAAGUACACAUUCGUAAAGGAUCUGGCGACAAGCCUACGGGAUGUGGAUUUUGUCCAAGAGAAUGGACCAGAGCGCGCAGACUUCAAAGUCGAGCUCAUGAAGACACUCGAUCAGCAUACCAGACCAGGUGUCGUCAUCGCCUCAUCCUCCUCUGGCCUUCCGGCGUCCGGGUUCAUCGAGCGGUGUCAGCAAGAUCCAGGUCGCAUCCUGGUCGGACAUCCAUUCAACCCAGCACACCUGGUGCCCUUGGUAGAAGUCGUUCCUCACCCCGCGACCGACUCCAGCGCAAUCGCCACUGCGAUGGGUUUCUACCGCUCGCUCGGCAAACGACCCGUUCUGCUCCAUCAAGAGAUCCCGGGGUUUGUCGCGAACCGCCUGCAAGCCGCCAUUAACAACGAAGCAUACAGCUUGAUCAGCCGCGGAGUGAUCUCCGCCGAGGACCUUGAUACGGCAGUGACCUCGGGCCCAGGCCUUCGGUGGGCUUUGACAGGACCGAUCGUGACGAAUGCUCUAGGCGGAGGGGGAGGGUCUGGCGGAUUUGCGCAGCGGAUUGAACGGCUCGGGCCGUCGAUCCAGGCUUGGGAGGAGAACAUUUCCAAGCACCGGUUUGCUUGGAGCUUUGAAGCUGUGGAGAAACUGAAUCAGGAGGCGCGGAAAUGGCUUGAGACUGUAGAUUGGCAAAAUAUCAAUGCGACCAGGGACCAGAUGCUGUUGAAGGUACUCGCGGCGAAAUCUAGCCCCUCAUCACGGGGAGAGAAGAUUGAGAGGUUAUGA
Molecule: messenger RNA, 975 nt
Organism: Aspergillus aculeatinus CBS 121060
Lineage: Eukaryota; Fungi; Ascomycota; Eurotiomycetes; Eurotiales; Aspergillaceae
Exons: 2
Coding region: 1-975 (324 amino acids)
Biological process (GO): fatty acid metabolic process
Molecular function (GO): oxidoreductase activity, acting on the CH-OH group of donors, NAD or NADP as acceptor; NAD+ binding
Source: RefSeq, a predicted model, not a curated record